AUGUUGGUAUUGCUACGGCAUUACUCGAGGCAUGAAAGUGAUGUGCAAACAGCUAAUGGUGCUAGUAUUAAAGCCGAAGAGAAUGACCUUUGCAACUGGGAUGGGCUAGGAUUUAGUCUCACUCCAACUGAUUACAUGUACCUUAUGAAAUGCUCGAAAGGGGAGAGUGCAUUUUCACAAGGCCAUCUCACUCCCUACGGAAACAUCGAGCUGAGCCCUUCCUCUGGAGUUCUAAAUUAUGGACAAGGAUUACUUGAAGGCUUAAAAGCAUCUAGAGGUGAUGAUAACCGUAUUCGACUCUUCCGGCCAGAACAAAAUGCUCUACGGAUGCAAAUGGGUGCGAAAAGGAUGUGCAUGCCAUCACCAACUACUGAGCAAUUUGUUGGUUCAAUAAAGCAAACUGCUUUGGCCAAUAAAAGAUGGAUACCUCCUCCAGGAAAAGGAUCGCUGUAUAUUAGGCCUUUGCUCCUGGGAACAGGGCCAAUUCUAGGUGUGGCGCCAUCUCCAGAAUACACCUUCCUAGCAUAUGCUUCUCCAGUUGGCAACUAUUUCAAGGGUCCCCUAAACUUCGCUGUUGAAGAUAAUGUCUACCGAGCAAUUCCUGGGGGAACUGGUGGCAUCAAAUCUAUUACUAACUAUUCACCGAAUUACAAGGCAAUCAGUCGAGCAAAGGCCAAAGGCUUCACCGAUGUGCUAUUCCUUGAUGGAGCAACUGGCAAAAAUAUAGAGGAGGGUACUGCAUGUAAUAUCUUUGUUGUGAAGGGAAAUACCAUCUCAACUCCUCCAACAAAAGGAACUAUUCUGCCUGGAAUCACACGAAAAAGCAUCAUUGAAAUUGCUUCUUGGCUUGGAUAUCAAAUUGAGGAACGAGCUAUCCCACUGGAGGAGUUGAUAAAUGCUGAUGAAGCUUUCUGCACAGGAACUGCAAUAACAGUUAAGCCUGUUGGCAGUGUAACCUAUCAGGGACAGAGGGUUGAAUAUAAAACAGCAGAGGGUACAGUAUCUGAGAAACUAUAUAGAACAUUGACAGGAAUUCAAACUGGUCGCAUUGAGGACAAUAUGGGAUGGAUCGUGGAGAUUAAUUAA
Molecule: messenger RNA, 1086 nt
Organism: Dovyalis caffra
Lineage: Eukaryota; Viridiplantae; Streptophyta; Magnoliopsida; Malpighiales; Salicaceae
Source: the annotation of a GenBank genome assembly